GAAGCCCCGCCCCCGCUGGCAUGGCAGCGGCGACGCUGCCAAUAAGCCCCGCCCAAUUUCCAUGGCAACGGGAUGCUCCCAUUAAGCCCCGCCCCCGUUACCAUGGCACCACCACGCUCCCUUCAAGCUCCGCCCCCGUCGCCAUAGCAGCAGAGACGCUCCCGUUAAACCCCGCCCCUGUUGCCAUGGCAGCAGAGCCGCUCCCGUUAAACCCCGCCCCUGUUGCCAUGGCAGCGAGGGACGCUCCACGCAGGCCCCUCCCCCGUUGCCAUGGCAGCGAGGACGCUGAGGCCGGGCCCUGAUGGCGGCCGAGCGGCCGGAGCCGGGUCCGGACGCGUCGCUGGUGUCGCUGUACCGCUGGCUGGACACGGUGCCACUGUCGCGGCCGCGCAAGAACAUCGCCCGCGACUUCAGCGACGGGGUGCUGGCGGCCGAGGUGGUGAAGUUCUUCUUCCCCUCGCUGGUGGAGCUGCACAGCUUUGUCCCCACCAGCUCCACGGCGCAGAAAGUCGCCAACUGGGGCCACCUCAACAGGAAAGUGCUGAGCAAGCUCAACCUGUGGCUCCCGGAUGAGAUGAUCCAGGCGCUGGUGCGGAGCCGGCCGGGAACGGCCGAGCAGCUCCUGCAGCUCCUGAGGGCCAAAAUCCUCCAGAGGCAGAGGAACGGCAAGGGAGGAGUCGGAAGCCGCCAGCGGAUCCGGCAGCGCUGGACGAGGGCGGGUACCUGGACACAGGCGGGCUCAGCGCUGUCCCCACGGCCGUGUCCCCGCGCCAGGGCGGUGACAGUGGCGGUGCCAGCGCAGCCGGGGGGUGGCCCUGGGGACAUGCGACAGCAGCUGGCGGACCGCGAGCGGGCGCUGCAGCUGGCGCGGGACACGAUCCAGAUCCUGCAGGCCAAGGUGGCGCGGCUGGAGCAGCUCCUGCUCCUCAAGAACCUCCGCAUCGACGACCUGAGCCGGCGGCUGCAGCAGCCCCAGGGCCCCCGCCGCUGA
This is a messenger RNA of Vidua macroura (Pin-tailed whydah), 991 nucleotides long. It is a transcript of the gene SPEF1, whose product is annotated as sperm flagellar 1. Gene Ontology annotation, molecular function: microtubule binding. The record is from RefSeq and is a predicted model, not a curated record. Gene Ontology annotation, cellular component: axoneme. Gene Ontology annotation, biological process: regulation of cytoskeleton organization. NCBI's taxonomy places the organism in Eukaryota, Metazoa, Chordata, Aves, Passeriformes, Viduidae. The coding region runs from base 302 to 991 and encodes 229 amino acids. The transcript is spliced from 6 exons.